Molecule: messenger RNA, 1447 nt
Organism: Drosophila ficusphila
Lineage: Eukaryota; Metazoa; Arthropoda; Insecta; Diptera; Drosophilidae
Gene: Cyp40
Product: peptidyl-prolyl cis-trans isomerase D
Exons: 4
Coding region: 152-1303 (383 amino acids)
Biological process (GO): protein peptidyl-prolyl isomerization
Cellular component (GO): intracellular membrane-bounded organelle
Molecular function (GO): peptidyl-prolyl cis-trans isomerase activity; protein binding
Source: RefSeq, a predicted model, not a curated record
GAUUCCUCUCGCACAGCCACACCAUAACUUUAAGGUAAACAAUUUUAUUCGCUAGGCAAGUUAGAAAUCGGGUGAUUAUUUGGACUAGCCUGCUCUAGUUGGCGGGCAGUGAUAAGUCAACUUAUUUAAAAGCCCGCCCGAAGGGGCAAAAAUGGAAGAACGCAAGCUACUCCGUCCGGUGAAGCCCACCAAUCCGCUGGUUUACCUGGACAUUUCCAUUGGCAAGGAGGAUGCGGGUCGCAUGAUAAUUGAACUGCGCAAGGAUGUUGUGCCGAAGACAGCGGAAAAUUUCCGCGCCCUUUGCACGGGCGAAUGCGGAAACGGGACGUUGGGGAAACCACUUCACUACAAGGGCACCAGGUUCUUUAAAAUCAAGCGGGUCUUUGCCGUCCAAAGCGGGGAUGUGGUCAACAACGAUGGAACCAGCGGCGAGAGUAUCUAUGGCCCAGUAUUUGACGACGAGAAUUUUGAGCUUACACACAACGAAGAGGGCGUGGUCAGCAUGGCCAACUACGGCAAGCCCAACUCCACAAAUUCACAGUUUUUCAUUUCGGCCGUGGGCUGCGAGAAUCUGAAUGGAACUAAUGUAGUUGUUGGACGUGUUAUACGCGGUUUGGGCAUCAUAGCCGAAAUGGAACAAAAUAGCAACGACGAGGGCGAUCCCACGGCGGAGAUCGUGAUACGAGACUGUGGAGAACUGGCUCCUGACAAGGAUUGGGGACUGGAGUGCAAUGACGGUACCGCGGACAAGCUGCCCCUCUACCCGAACGACUGGACGCGCAAGUUUGAUAAGUUCACAGCAGAUGCGGCGGUGGAACUGCUCACGGGCAUUCGCCAAUCGGGCAAUCACUUCUAUCAGCUCGGCCGCUAUCAUGAAGCCCGAGCCAAAUACCGCAAGGCCAAUCGCUACUAUCAUUACCUGAGCAAACAGUUCGGCUGGCAGGCGCUAAACCAUUUCAAAAAGCAUCUCGUCGACACGGAUCUCCUAAAAAUCGACGGUUUUUCGGUUGUGAACAACAUAAACGCUGCCGCCGUGGACCUGAAAUUAGGAAACUAUGUAAGUGCCAGAAACGAUUGCUCGGAGGCCAUUCGCUUGGAUCCCAGCUGCAGCAAGGCUUUCUACCGGCGUGGUCAGGCUCAACGCGGCUUGCGCAACUACGAGGAGGCCAUCAACGAUCUGAAGAAAGCUCACAAUCUCCUGCCGGAGAACAAACAGAUCCUGAACGAACUGAACAGCACCAAGCAGCUUUUGGCCCAGUACAACAAACAGCAACGAAACGCGCUUAAAAAUCUAUUUGCCUAACUGGGCAACCAGUCACCAUUUUCUUGUAUCGUUUUUUAUCGUUUUUAGUUUAACGAGGACCUGAAUGGCGUACAUUAAUGUAAAUACUUAAUAAUAAAUGUUGUUGUUUUACCAACAGUCAGUGGUAUACCACAAAAAAGGUAA